AUGACGCUCGCAAACAAGGGCGUAGAGCCAACUCACCGUGACAGCUUCUCCGACCUUGCAAGCAUGAUGAGGGCUAAGAAGGUGUAUACACCGAUUUCGACGCCUGCGCCACCUCCGCAGCCGCUCACUGUCGCGCCCAAUGGCCCUCGUUUCGCCAGUCGUGUCCAGUCUGGCUCCAGCAUUUUUUCUCCGCUGGCAAGGUCGUUUCAGCCUACCGAAUCCGUCGCUGCAUUCCUCCAGGAACAAGAGCUCGCGGCACCACCACUUGUCGCCUCCGAGCCGAUCUUGGACGACGACGAUAGCGAAUGCGAUCAUCAUCGUCGUAGGCGUUCACCAUCACCACUGUGCAAGCAGCCGCUCCUCAUCUCAGGCCUUGAGCUACCGGCAGGUGUAGGACCCACCCAUCCACCCACCCCCACUGAAUCGCUCCAGUACUCACCAUCAGGCUUCCGAUUCGAUCAAGAAGCCGUUGUACGGGUGACCAAGCAGAACUGGGAGUCCUUGGGCAAAGAGCUCAACACGAUCAAGAAGCAGAAGCUGGAGCUAGAGAGUCAACUUUCGACCCUCGAAACAAACAACGCAGUCCUUCGAGACGUUGAUCACGACAUCAGCGUGCGGCUCGGCAAACUCAAAUACCAGAACGAAGCUAACAAAGCUCAGAAGGCAGCAAUGGGUCGAUCUUUGUCUGAGAAAGAGAUCAAGAUCAAGACACAACAGCUUGAGAUUGACGAGUUAAAAGGACAUAUUAAGACGACAGAGAACGCUCUUUCCGCAAAAGACCACGAGCUGGAAAACCUCAGGCAGAAGAUGAAAGAGAGUGAACGUACCAUCGACCGGGUGACUCGCGAACGGGACGAGGCAUCCCGCGCUUGGACGAACUCCGUUGAUCACCUCAACCGAGCCCGCAACCUAGCCGACACCCUGGCUCAGCGAGAGAAGCUCAUAACCGAUCUACGCCACCAGAUCGUGGCUGAACAGCUCAAGGUCGCUGGGUUAGAAGAUGAUCUUGAGGCCGCCCAGGAGAAGAGCAAUCAAGCUGAUAUCGAUGAUGUCAAGAGCAAGCUUAUGGAGAAGACCAGUACUUGCGAUCGCCAGCGCAACCAGCUCAAAAUGAUUGAGGCGCAACUCAGCCAGAGCCAGAGCCGUUUGAUGAAAAUCACUAACCAUGGCGAGUCUCUCUGUGGCGCUGCACACGUAGUCAAACCUUCUGGGACCAGCAAACUUCCCAAGUUAGUGAUCUCGUGCGUUGAGUGUUACAACAAGAAUCUGCCGUGCGACAACGGUGCCAGGUGCCGCAACUGCGUCGAGAACAACACUCAGUGCGCACGCUGGAGGUGCUCUCUGAAGCACAAGUACGGCGAAUGCCCUCUCACACCCUGCCCUCUUUCACACGAUUCCCAAGGCUGGCUCGUCCUGCGAACAGAGCGUCCCGAGUGGUAA
Molecule: messenger RNA, 1440 nt
Organism: Alternaria alternata
Lineage: Eukaryota; Fungi; Ascomycota; Dothideomycetes; Pleosporales; Pleosporaceae
Exons: 3
Coding region: 1-1440 (479 amino acids)
Source: RefSeq, a predicted model, not a curated record